Molecule: messenger RNA, 3014 nt
Organism: Spodoptera frugiperda (fall armyworm)
Lineage: Eukaryota; Metazoa; Arthropoda; Insecta; Lepidoptera; Noctuidae
Gene: Grina
Product: protein lifeguard 1
Exons: 8
Coding region: 250-1188 (312 amino acids)
Cellular component (GO): membrane
Source: RefSeq, a predicted model, not a curated record
AAAUUACAUUGAAUCAUACCUACGUAUAAAAAUAGUCGUCGUUAUAUUCCGUCAGUGUGAAAAUUGCCUUGUGAAAAGUGAAAAAUUUGUCGAAAAUAAUUUACGUGCUGAGUUACUAGUGUUGAUCUGUGUUAUUUUGGAAAGCGAAAGUUCCAUUCUCAUACCAGUUUAAUAGUGUGUAAGUGCUGUACCACCUUCAAAACGGCCACCGAAAGCCUUAAGUCCAAAGAACAACCCAAUUACAACACAAUGUAUCAAAAUCAAGGCGGUUAUCCGCAACAAGGCGGAUAUCCUCAAGCUGGAUACCCACAGGGAGGUUACCCGCCUCCGCAGGGCGGGUAUCCACAAGGUGGCUAUCCACAAGGCGGCUAUCCACCCCCGGGAGGGUACCCCCAACAGGGGUACCCACCACCCCCGCAAGGAUACCCGGCGUAUGGUGGUGCUGGAUUUGGUGAGCCAGCUGGAUAUGCGCCACCACCCCAAGGUGUUGGAGAAGAUGGAGAGGUCAAGGGGUUCGAUUUCACUGAACAGUCCAUUCGGAGAGGAUUUAUCCGCAAGGUGUACUCCAUCUUGAUGUGUCAGUUGCUAGUGACAAUGGGCUUUAUUGCACUCUUCCUGUUCCACAAACCGACCAAAUUAUGGGCCUACAGGAAUCCUUGGCUCUUCUGGGUAGCGUUCGCGGUGGUGUUCGUAUGUUUGAUCGUGAUGGCGUGCUGCCACAACGUGCGAAGGCAGGCUCCGAUGAACUUCAUCUUCCUCGGUAUCUUCACUGUAGCUGAGAGUUUCCUACUCGGUGUCACUUCCAGUGUCUACGAUGUUGAUGCGGUACUGAUGGCGGUGGGUAUAACGGCGGCGGUAUGCCUGGCUCUCACUCUGUUCGCGUUCCAAACCAAGUGGGACUUCACCGUCAUGGGUGGCUUCCUACUCUGCGCCACAGUCGUCCUGCUUAUAUUCGGUAUCGUCUGCAUAUUUAUUCCUGGCAACAAAAUAGUGACCCUGGUCUACGCGUCCAUUGGAGCUUUAAUCUUCUCUCUGUACCUAGUCUACGACACCCAGCUCAUGAUGGGAGGCAAACAUAAGUACAGCAUUUCACCCGAAGAAUAUAUCUUCGCUGCCCUCAACCUUUACCUGGACAUCAUCAACAUAUUCCUGUACAUCCUCACCAUCAUUGGAGCGGCCAGGGAUUAAGAUAGGAAGUAAGGGCGUCGGUCAUUUGAUUGUCUUCAUUAGUCCAUGUGUUUUGGUGUCCGUUAGUUCUCAUUUGGCGGCGCUAGUUUCGUUUUUGGCCAAUAGUGGUUAAUAUUAACACUGUUGGUUGUUUCUUCAAAUUUAUAAAGUAAAUUGUCUUGUGGUCUGUUAUAGCUUUUACGCUCUUUAUAAUAAGGUUGAGAUUUCCACUUUUAAAAGCUGUUUUAUGUACGCAUCGCAUUCUCAACCAUACCUCGUUGCAAUACAGUACAAGUUAGGUUAUGUUUCGUUAAUGUGAUAUUUAACGGUUCUGUAACUCAAUCGUCACGUCGAUCUGCCUUCGACUUUAUGUUUAAGGCUUUAAGGUCGAAUUUGGAGUUACCACUGUUAAAAUAGUAGUUAAGUAUGUGCGAAGCGAACACCAAAACACUUAUUUAGGAUCUAUAAUAUUUAUUCUCUAUUAAAUUGGCUUUUCUUCUAGCCUUUCCCCCUUGUGGGGGUUGGCACUGAAACAGUCUAACUGAAUGUCAGUAACACCCCCAUGGGGGGAUAAAACGACAUUCCAUUAAAAAAGACUUAUUUAUUUCUUCUAAACUUUAGUUUUUGCAUUUAAAACGAGUGGACCGGAGCCCUUUUCGAAAAUUUGGCAUGAUUCGUCAGAAAGGUGCUUAAAGCAUGAAAUUAGAAUAAAGCUUAAGCAAACAUAUAAUCGGAGACAAUAAAAAAACUGUAUUCUAUAUGCUUUUCAAACAAAUAUGUUAUACAACUAUAAACUUUAACUCCAUACACCAAAGUACACUUUUCAUUGUUAUUGAAUUAGCUAAGUAAUGGUGUCACUGCAAUAUGUACCUUAACACCAAGCUAAUAUAAUCUACUUUAAGUCGUUACCAUUUCAUCUUGUAUCGGCUUGGUUCUGUAGUAUUUAGUAUAAACACAUGUGUAAAUAAAUAUAUUUAAAAAUGGCGGAGACGAAUCAUGUCAUAACCUUUAUUUCAGAUUCCCCUUGCAAUAAUCUCUCAUUAGAUUAUACUUAGGUGGUAUAAAUUAGGUCGCCUUUGCUAUGUAUUGUUAAAAAGCAAAAUGUAAUUGUCUAUGUGCGUAUUACAUGUCAAAUGACGUCACUGCUCUGAAGUUCGUGCGAGUGACAAACUUCAGAGCUGAUCGGUGUGAAGUUGUGCAACUGUUGCGCUGUACUUGUCUGUUGAUUGUAAAACAUGCGAUAUUGUAUGUGUAUAUCUUAUUUUCUUGAAUUAUAUCUUACUUUACUGAAAUGUUACGUAACUUUUAAUUGAAGCUCCUUUAAAACAAAAAUUAAAAAAGUUGCGCCACAGUUGCCCGACUAAAUUUUCGCACGCUUUCUUCUGCUGUUCACGUUCUGACUGAUAAUUAACCAAUCACAUCACUCGAAAUCAUAUAUAAUUGGUAAUAAAUUAAAAAAAAAAACUGCACAAAGGUGACUGCUAUAGCGACCCAUAGGUGUUGUAUGUUAAUGAAAUAAAAUAUUAAUGAAUAAAAAUUCUAUAACACGCUAUAUUAAAAGGUAACGAUCAGUAUUGUGAUAUCUAAUAUAAACUAUCACUCUAGAUUUACUAAGGUUUUACGGGACACAUCACAAAAAAAUAAAAAAUAUUAUUUCCUUUUCAUAAUUAAUGCAAUUUCAUCUUUAUCCCCUAGUGUUACGAGUCCAUUAUCGUAGUACAGAUUGUUUUCUCUACUUAUCGCAGCCGUAAAAUGUUAAGAUUAAUUUAUAAUUGUAAAAGUUAUAGUUUAUGUUAAGGUUUUGUUAUUUUUCCUUAAUUAAUAAAAUGUAAAAUAUUAAUAGUAUA